AUGAAUUAUCUGGUUGGCAAGUUCUGUGGCGCGUAUGAAUCUGCCACCAGAGAGAGAAGUAGCGGCCAAAACGAUGAUGUUCUCAAGCUAGCUCAUGAGAUCUUCUUCAACAGCUAUAACAAGAAAUUUACGCUUGAACAUGCGUGGAAGGAGAUUCGAAACGAUCAGAAAUGGUGUGACCUGUCCAGUUCUAAAGCGGAGAGAAGCUCUAAAAGGAGAAGGUGCGAUGAAGGUGCACAAUCCUCAACCUCUCACGCCUCUGAAACCAACAUUGGUGAAGCUGAUCAAUCAACCAUUUGGCCCCCGGGUGUUAAGGCAGCAAAGGGGCUUGGUAAGAAGACGCAUGCAUCGGGGAAGGCACUGGCUGAGUUUCAGAGUAUGUGGGACAUCAAGAAGGAGGAUCUGGUUAUGAAAGAAAGGCUGACAAAAAUGAAGCUACUUGAUAGGUUAAUUGCAAAACCAGAACCGCUUGCUGAGGGUGAAGAAGCUCUGAAGAACAAGCUAAUUAAUGAGUUUUUGUCUAAUUAG
Brassica oleracea var. oleracea is the source of this 528-nucleotide messenger RNA. Its product is annotated as glutathione S-transferase T3-like. The transcript has a single exon. Lineage: Eukaryota; Viridiplantae; Streptophyta; Magnoliopsida; Brassicales; Brassicaceae. Bases 1 to 528 code for a protein of 175 amino acids. The record is from RefSeq and is a predicted model, not a curated record.